This is a messenger RNA of Arachis stenosperma, 1295 nucleotides long. RefSeq lists its product as uncharacterized. NCBI's taxonomy places the organism in Eukaryota, Viridiplantae, Streptophyta, Magnoliopsida, Fabales, Fabaceae. The record is from RefSeq and is a predicted model, not a curated record. The transcript has 2 exons. The coding region runs from base 179 to 922 and encodes 247 amino acids.
UACUCAUUUUAGUGUCAGAGAGAAACAAUCCCGUAGUUAGAUUAACUUGUGAGACUGUGUGCCACAGAGGUUGUGGAUCUAGCAAAAUAGUCACCAGAAAUAUCGUUUGCUCGAUAGUGACACAGAGGAGAGAAUUCUAUAUUGUGGUUUUCUUGUUCAUCUUGUUGGGUUCGGAAGGAUGGGGUUUCCCUUUUAUGCAGUCAAGGUUGGUAAAGAACCUGGUAUUUACACUUCGUGGGUUCAUUGCAAGGCCCAAGUCGACGGUGUUAGCAACGCAAUUUUCAAGGGUUUCCGAUCUCGCGAGGCAGCACUGAGAUGGCUUCACACCCGUGACGAGAUGGCUGCGGAGACAUUCGCUCCCAGGGGAAGUGAUCAUUUGUUCACUCCGAUGACGGAAUUCGUCCCAAAGAGAGAACUCUCUACUCACGCAGGUCCUGUCUACUUUGGGGAGUCUUCAAAGCCGGGAGCGGGUGUUCAAAGGGGUGCGUGGCAGGCGGAGGAUUUUCUCUAUGUUGAGAAUAUGGAAAUGUUAUUGGCACGACUCUGUUCCUCACUUGGUGUUGGUCAUCCCCUGUUUUAUCGAAGAGAAACCACUGACCCGGACAACGGUCCACAAGUGGGGUUCGCCGUGGUUCUUCCUGCAAAUCCUCUAGGCUUGGCCAUAACAGCUGAAGGUGAGCUAAGCACGUCCGAGGCAGACGCUCGGGAGGACGCCGCGUUUCGAGGGAUUGAAGGGGUGUUAAACGCGACCGGAAAGAAGAUACUAGAUUAUAAUUACCGUGUGGUCAUGCGUGUGCAGAGGCAGCUUCAGGACUUGCGCCGUCAAAGCGCAUGCAGGGAUCUUGACCGCAUAUAUCAACUUGAGAGGGAGAAUGCAAUUUUGAAGGCUCAGAUUGCCCUAUUCAACGACAUGUUAAUCUGAGUAUCGUCUUCAAGUGUCAUAGCUAAACCUGUAUCUAGACGGAGGCUUUGCAUGUUGACUUAGGGCGGCUUAACUGUUAUAUUUUGUUAUAUUGGUUACGUGUAGGAGCUUGUAAAAUGGUUCUAGUGUAUUGUCCCUGGAUCUAGUGUAACGUGUUUUAAUUUUUUAAUUUAGGCUCAAGACUGUCAACUAGAAUCGCCUGGCUUUGCCUUUUUCUUUGGGAUUAGGGUCGGUGGAAGUUGUGUAAAUUUAAAUUUAUCAUUACCGAUCAAGGUCUUAAGCAGCAUGGGCCAGAUGCAAGAGUUUUUUGGGUGGGAGUAGUCCAAUCAAUGUCAGGGUUAAUUGUACUGUGCCACUGUGCUUCGAUGAAAAA